CUUGAUCUUUCUCUUCACUGCAAGGUUAUCUUUCUCUUCUCUGUUUUUGAUCUCGUUAUUUCCUUCUUGGGUUUCGUUUCUUCGUUCUCUUCUGUGAAAAUUUGGACAAAAUUGAAGAAGGAAACGGUAGUUGUUGCCAUCUUUUGAUUUAUGUUCGUUCCUAUUUCGUUUGCUGAGAUCGUUUUGGCUACAUUUUUUGAAGGUUAUGAUUUUUUCUGGGUGCUUUCUGCUGAUUUUGACUUGGAAAUUUGGUCACAUACCUUAGAGCAGGCUGAAACCGUGGAUAAAUUAAUAGUUCAGAAAAAUAGAACAAUAUGCCUUGGUUGAGUCUUUCAGUUGAUGUUUGCCGCAGAGUUGUGCACUUGAAUUUAUAUUGCAGGGUUAUUUUGUAAAUUUUUACCCCUUUGUUUAAACCUUAACUCUUGAAUCUAGUUUUUGUUGUUCUUUGUUUAACAAUCCAUGGGACUCAUUCAGUUUUUCGUCUUUUAUUGUGACAAUUAUAGGGUUAGCUAAAUAAAGAUUGAAGUCAGAUCUAUUUCAAAUUUAAACUUCUUUUGUUAGUUUCUGCUCUAUCUAAUAUAGCCUGACAACUAUAGUUUUAGUUGUCUCUGUUUUCAACCACUAUUUCUUUCUCAGUCCCAUACUUUCACAUAGUAGGAUAUUGGUUUGGUGUCUUUUCCUCUAUUCAGAAAAAUUGAGUCGAGUAUUCAGAGGUGUAAAGAAGUUAUGGUGUGCCAAGCAGCCAGUCAAACAAGAUUUCGAGCAUUAAAGUAUGAGAAUGGAAUUACUGGAAAACCAACAAUUAUAUUUAGAGUUAUAGCAUGCUUUAAACCUAUGGAGGACUGCCAGGCUCAAUAUUUCCGUCAUUUGCUUAAACCUGUCACGUAGAUUAGUCCUUCUGCAUUAAUACUAUCAAGCUGGAAUUCUUAGUUUCAUCCUUUUUGUUCUUUGUUCCUUGUUCCUGAAAUACGCCACAAGUAAUUGACCAUUUUAGAUACAGCGCCAGCCAUAUUGAGGUCAGUUUGCAAUAGUUUGUGGGCUUGUCAUAGCUAAUAUGUAUUUUUUAAUUUUUCUUCCAGAAUUUGUUUUUAAGAAAUCAUGCUUAUCGACAAGCUAUAGUUUUGGUUGGAUGGUUAAAGCCCACAAAUGUUGGCUCUAUUCUCAACGUUCUUCUUGGCAGUUGCCUGAUUUGAAUUGCAUGAGCACAUCACUAGAUCCUGGGAAACCAGAGUGUUUGCCGCCGUGUCUAAAUCCUGGUACUUCAAUGUUUUCUGCAAAUACAGCAUUGCCAGGAUUUGCGGUUCCUGGACUAUUGAAAUUGAGUACAGAGCAAACAAAUGGAGCUCAUAGGUUGCUUCAAGUUUUGCCCUUCUGUUUCAGUCUGUGGUUCCCAAUACAUACCCAAAUCUCAAUGAAAAGCAAUCUGCUUUUACUUUUGGGUUCAGUGGAGUGGCCAGACCAAAUGAUAUGUGUGGGUCUUCGCAGAAGGGAUUCUUAGUUUUUGAUCAGUCAGGGAAUCAAACACAGUUAAUCUAUAGUUCUGUCUGCCCUUUUGUCUUGAAUCCACCUGACUCUGUUAGAAAAUUAGGUCCCAUUUAUCGUUCACAUGAGGACCAGGCAAUUAAAAUGGACAAGUUUUCUCCAUUGAAGGCUAUUUUAUGUGAGGAAUCAGAUGAGAAUAACAAUAGUGGUGAAGAGAGUGAGAUGCAUGAAGACUCUGAAGAAAUUAAUGCCCUACUUUACUCAGAUGAAGAUAGUGACUGUAGUGAUGACGAUAAAGUAAAGAGCACCGAUCACUCUCCACUUGCAGUUGGUCACGUUGAAGUAACCAACGAGAAACUUGAACAUAUAGUGAAAAUGGCAGAGGAAUUUGCAGGCUCUGAUUGCCCAGACAAAAGGCAGAAAUUGUUCAAUGGGGUGUUCCAAAAAGCAUCACAAUCUGACACUGAUACAGAAUCGAGCUGUGCAAAUGACCAGACUCAAAGAGAGGAAGUGGAUUCCAAUUUGAGUAACAAACAGUGUAACAAGGAUAAGAUUUGCCAGACUUUAAGAAUUCUGCAGAGUAUAAUUCCCGGUGUAAAGGGAAAGGAUUCACUGGUGGUCCUUGAUGAAGCCAUAGAUUAUCUGCAGUCUUUAAAGCAUAAAGCCAAUGCUUUAGGGGUGUAACUAUUGGUAAGUUGCAACUUGUUUAAAAGGUGUAGACAAGGAUGGAAAGGUAUUAACACCAAGAAUUCUUUGCUUGAAUGAUUGAUGAAUCUGAAACCACUACAAUAACUUUAGCUUUGUGGGUCCUUUCUAUUACCUUUUUUUCCUUCUCUGUAGAGAGCUGUAUAUAAUGGGGUAAAAAAGGAAAAAGGAAAGAAGAAAUGGGAUGGCGUUACUCUUUGGAGGAAUAAAAAACAGGGUUUUGUUUGUUGACCAGGAAUGAUUAUCUUUAUAAAGCUCUUUGUUGAGAUUUAUUAAAGAAAGCCUCAAAGAUUUGUGAGGCAUGUCAUGGGAAUAUUGAUAGUGGUGGUGGCCUGUGUUGCAAAAUGAGGAAGCUUUAUUAGUAGGUGCAUUGAGAACCUCCAUGGAUUUAGUGCAUGCGUGUUGGGUAGCUUGGGACCCUCCUUCCACGUCUCUUUCCUUCUUGAUAUUGUAAUGCUUUUGUGUUUACCCUUUAUCUUAAACCACAUCAUGUUGGUGUUAAUAUCUGUAAAGUAAUCUGAAAAAGGUUCCCUGUUACUUUAUGGCCGAAGGGCAGAAGACUUGGGUUUUCAAUAAUUGAACAAAGUGUUUUUGCUUUGCC
This is a messenger RNA of Mangifera indica (mango), 2788 nucleotides long. RefSeq names its product transcription factor bHLH143-like. The record is from RefSeq and is a predicted model, not a curated record. Gene Ontology annotation, molecular function: protein dimerization activity. The coding region runs from base 1468 to 2166 and encodes 232 amino acids. The transcript is spliced from 3 exons. NCBI's taxonomy places the organism in Eukaryota, Viridiplantae, Streptophyta, Magnoliopsida, Sapindales, Anacardiaceae.